AUGUUAAGAAGAGGUUUUCUGCUUAGAUCUAAAACGUCUUCCAAGACUCUGGCGCCAAAAGAGGUUCCACCCUCGGAACCACCGUUUCUGACGACGACGUCACUUCCCCAUGACAUCGUCGUUAACAUCUUAGCCCGUGUUCCGAGAUCCCACUAUCCAAAGCUCUCCCUCGUCUCCAAGUACUUCCGAUCGAUCGUUAGGUCGCGUGAGAUAUACGCGAGACGAUCCUCCUUGGGAUGCACGGAGCACUGUCUCUACCUCAUCCUCUCCAACCUAAGAACCAAGGAGAACCGUUGCUACAUUCUCCUCCGGAACGGCAGUCACCGCCGCUUGGUCCUUGUCCCUUCGCUUCCCGCUUUGCCGCGCGGACCGUACCGUUCAUGCUUCGCUGCGGCGGGCUCGAAGAUAUACAUGUUUGGUGACGGUAACGACGGCAGUACGGCGCUAAGCAUCGACUGUGAGUCUCACACCGUGCGAUCUCUCCCUAGCAUGCCUGAGCCUUUGGUUUACACAGUCGCUGACGUCAUCGACGGGAGAAUCUACGCCAUUGGACGUGAUAACAGGGACUUGGACAAGAUGAUGGUGGUGUUGUUCAACACAGAGACGCAAACGUGGGAGCCUGAGAAGACGACGUCUGAUGUAGAGGCAGGUGACAUGUAUCAUGGAAGUGUGGUGAUGGCUGGUAAGAUGUACACUAAAGAUUUUGAUAGCUCCUAUGUUUACGAGCCAGAGGGGAGGAAAUGGGGAACAGACGAGGUUAUGAACUCUAAGGAGUGGAGGUAUGGGUGCGUUGUUGAUGAUGUACUGUACUAUUACGAAUGUGAAGAAGAUUGUGUGAAAGAGUUGAGAGCCUUUGAUAGAAAGGAGAGGUGUUGGCGAGUGGUGAAAGGUUUGAAGGCAUUGUUGGCGGAGACUAGAAGUUCACUGUGGUCAAAGACUGGGAGUUACGGUGGGAAACUAGCUUUGUUUUUUCCUAAAGGAGAUGAAAGAAGAGGGGAGGAGAUUUGGUGUGCAGAGAUUUCGCUGGAGAGACGUCAAGGAGGGGAGAUUUGGGGUAAAGUUGAGUGGUGCGGUCGUCUUGUGACUGGGUUUCAAUUGAAGGAAUCUCUAGAUGUUGUUGUUUGA
Messenger RNA from Brassica napus (rape), 1125 nucleotides. RefSeq names its product F-box/kelch-repeat protein At4g38940. The coding region runs from base 1 to 1125 and encodes 374 amino acids. Gene Ontology annotation, molecular function: protein binding. The transcript has a single exon. NCBI's taxonomy places the organism in Eukaryota, Viridiplantae, Streptophyta, Magnoliopsida, Brassicales, Brassicaceae. The record is from RefSeq and is a predicted model, not a curated record.